This is a messenger RNA of Corythoichthys intestinalis (scribbled pipefish), 6020 nucleotides long. RefSeq names its product potassium voltage-gated channel subfamily B member 2b (gene kcnb2b). Gene Ontology annotation, cellular component: voltage-gated potassium channel complex; dendrite; neuronal cell body. The coding region runs from base 529 to 2934 and encodes 801 amino acids. Gene Ontology annotation, biological process: potassium ion transmembrane transport; protein homooligomerization. Lineage: Eukaryota; Metazoa; Chordata; Actinopteri; Syngnathiformes; Syngnathidae. The transcript has 3 exons. Gene Ontology annotation, molecular function: delayed rectifier potassium channel activity; protein binding. The record is from RefSeq and is a predicted model, not a curated record.
UCAGCGUUUACGCAACCGCGUGCAUCCCCCCCGCAACCCCCUCCCUGCCUGUAAGCGCCAUCCGCCCGGUGGCGGCCAGUCAGUUCACCUCUCGCCGGGGAGGUGCUGCAGCCCCUCUCUGCUCUGCGCUGCUCUGCGCUCACUACAGCCGGACGCUUCAUUCCGCGCACUUCCCUCUGUCUUUUUACGCAAGUGAACGCAACAAGCCAGCGCGCAUGGAGGCGGGACGCUCUUUAUUUUUCUCUCUUUGGGCUAUGAUGGAGCUUUGAGAGGAAGACGGUUUUGAUCGCGCAGUUGAAUAGACAACAUGCAGGGCGCGCGGUUCUUGCGCCGUGCCAGUGGAUCGAUCGGAGGAGUGGAGUAGGACGGGGGAACCCGCCUGGAUGGAAGUACUUUGUGUGGAUGAAUGUACAUUAUCUUGGCAAGCAAUGGAGAGACUUGCCUUGAAAGGACCCAGCACCUGGUUUUAGGCUCUUUUUGGUGGACUUUUUUAAACCGUGACAAGUCUUUUGGGUCUUCUCCGUCGCCAUGGCCGAGAAGCUUGGACCUGCCGGGUUCAAGCCCGCCAACAUCCUACCCCUUCCUUCCGUGCCGCCGGAACCCAUCGACAUCAUCCGCACCAAAGCCCGUUCCCGCCGAGUCCGUCUGAAUGUCGGCGGUUUAAACCACGAAGUCCUGUGGCGAACUCUGGAUCGGCUACCGAGGACCCGCCUCGGGAAGCUACGGGACUGCAACACGCACGAGUCUCUGAUGGAGGUGUGCGACGACUACAGCCUGAAUGAGAACGAGUACUUCUUUGACCGCCACCCGGGAGCUUUCACCUCUAUCCUGAAUUUUUACCGCACUGGCAAGCUGCACAUGAUGGAGGAGAUGUGCGCCCUUUCAUUCGGCCAGGAGUUAGACUUCUGGGGAAUCGAUGAGAUCUAUCUGGAGUCCUGCUGCCAGGCCCGGUACCACCAGAAAAAGGAGCAAAUGAACGAGGAACUGCGCAGGGAGGCGGAGACCAUGAGGGAACGCGAGGGGGACAGUGAGUUCGACAACACUUGCUGUCCGGAGAAGAGGAAGAAACUGUGGGAUCUUCUAGAGAAGCCUGGUUCUUCUGUGGCUGCCAAGAUUCUAGCAAUCAUAUCCAUCCUGUUCAUCGUUCUCUCCACCAUCGCACUUUCCCUCAACACCUUACCAGAGCUCCAGGAGGUAGAUGAAAAUGGCCAUGCCAAUGACAACCCUCAGCUUGCCCACGUGGAAGCAGUUUGCAUCGCCUGGUUCACCAUGGAAUACCUGCUGCGCUUCCUCUCCUCGCCCAACAAGUGGAAGUUCUUCAAGGGACCACUAAAUGUGAUCGACCUGCUGGCCAUCCUGCCCUACUACGUCACCAUUUUCCUGACCGAGUCCAACAAGAGUGUGCUAAAGUUCCAGAAUGUGCGGCGCGUGGUGCAGAUAUUCCGUAUCAUGAGGAUACUGAGGAUCCUCAAGUUAGCUAGGCACUCCACGGGGCUACAGUCUUUGGGAUUCACAUUGAGACGGAGCUACAACGAGCUAGGGUUACUCAUUUUGUUCCUCGCCAUGGGCAUCAUGAUCUUCUCCAGCUUGGUCUUCUUUGCCGAGAAGGAUGUAGACGCCACCAAGUUCACCAGUAUCCCCGCCUCGUUCUGGUGGGCUACUAUUACCAUGACCACGGUGGGUUACGGGGACAUUUACCCACAGACGUUACCCGGAAAGAUCGUCGGAGGGCUCUGUUGCAUCGCAGGGGUGCUGGUCAUCGCCCUACCCAUUCCUAUCAUUGUGAACAACUUCUCCGAAUUCUACAAAGAACAGAAGCGGCAGGAGAAAGCCAUCAAGAGGCGGGAGGCGUUAGAAAGGGCCAAGCGCAACGGCAGUAUCGUGUCCAUGAAUCUCAAAGAUGCCUUCGCGCGUAGUAUGGAGAUCAUGGAUGUCGUGGUUGAGAAAGGAGAGGAUAAAACCACCAUGGACAACCACCUGUCACCGAGGCGCUGGGGAGGAUCCACCAGGUCAGCCACUUCGGAAACCAACCUCAAGUCGCCAGAUAAGAGGGCCUCCGGAAACGCGGUGGCGGCGCCGAAUUCCCCCCACCGGAUCACCAUCACCACAACCGGGAGUCCGCAGUGGACGAGCCGAACCCCGGAGCACCUCAACGUCCAGAAGUUGGAGGAGCUGUACAACCAGAUGACCAAGUCACAGUCCUUCACAAACCUCCACACGGCUAGCUCUAUUAGCACUCUGAGCACCACCAUUGCCGGUGCAGGCUCGCCUAAAAGAUCCCACAGCCCUGAGCCCACGCUAAAGGAGGAGCUGGAGAUGAAAGAGGUGGACGGAGCCAAGACCAGACACCUCCAGGUGCCUUCGCCUCUCCAUCGGACGGCAGUUCAUCUUUCUUCGGAUGAUUUUUACCAAUCUGUCAACCGAGGUGACGGUUCGGAACUCCAUAUAGAAGAAGGUGAGAGUUUCAGCACCGCCGUGGAGAAUAUUCAGAAAUCUCUCCGCGGGAACAACCCUCUAACAAUCAAGGUGGGAAAGACAUCCACCGAAGGCCCGCCGACGCCCCCUAGCACCACGUCUCCUGGUGACAUCAGCUCCAGCAUUGUAGAGGAAGAGUCGCCAGUAGGAGAGAUGUCGCCUCUCAUGGCCAGCUCAGAGGCUCUUAUCCAAGCCGAAGAGGACGAUGACGAGGCGGGGGAGGCCGGACCGUUGGUAGACACCCCGCCCGGAGACGAGGUCCCGUCUUCGGAGGUAGCAGGUGCUACCGGCGUGCCCCGUUCGCCCAAGACUCAAAACUGUAACCAGGGCGUGUUAGGUCCGGGCGACGGGGAGGUUGAUGAAAGUGGACACAAAGCGGAGAACCACAUUUUCACGCCAGACAUCCACCUGAUACCCGGGGACAGCGGGCUCUCGCCCACCUGCGAGACCAGCAUGUGACUGCAAGAGAGCCUCUUGAGAGACAUUUUUGCAUGGCAUGGCAAGUCCUUUUUACUUGUGUUGUUGUGUACCACCCCAACAAGAAGGAAUCCGUCCACCGGUGGAAACUGUUUCCCCUUGUACAUAAGAGACAACCUCGUUUUCUGAUGCACAGAUAAACUGAUCUGUAAAUACGCAUGCAAGAAAAAGACUCAUCUACGGUGCUUUGUUUGCUGUGUAGAUACUCGGACAUGAGAGGCACUGACAAUGCACGUGACUUAAAAAAAAAAAAAAAAAGACGGUACCAUUGUUAGCAAUGUGAAAAACGAGACAGAACGACCAUUGUAGCGAUCUAUUUAACGAAAAAUAACAUAUCAUCCAUUACCUUUUUGGGAAAAAAGUUCCUGUGAUGAUCAUGUCAUGUUUUUUAUGUGUGUAGGUUUUCAAGUUAAAAUUCUGAGAUUCAGUCACUGUAUUAAUGAGUUAGCAAAAAGAUAUGGUGAUUGUAUAGCUUCCCUUGGUUCCAAAGUAUGACAAAAAUGAUGUUCAUUUAUAUCCUGUUCCUUCAGUUUAUUAAUAUGCACUCUCAAUGCUGUUCUCUCAUUUUGCAAAUCUGUUUUUACCAAAUUUUUACCAUCUUUUUAUUGAUCUGUAACCUUAAUUGACUAAUCUGUUCACUCAGUUUACAAAUCUCUUUCAGUCUCAGUUUAGUGAUUUGUACAUUCAAUUUAGUAAUAGAAACCCUUAUUUUACUCAUUUGUAACUUCAAUUUACUAAUCUGUUCCCUCAAUUUACUAAUUUGUUGCCUUGAUUUAGUAAUUUGUUCCCUCAGUUUACUCAUUUGUUCACUCAAUUGCCUAAUUUUUUCCUCAAUUUAGUAAUCUGUUCCUCAAAUUACCAAUCUGUUCCAACAGUUUAGUGAUUAGAGCCUUCAAUUUUGUAACAUGUACGUUCAAUUUUCUCAUCUGUAACCUCAAUUUACUAAUCUGUUCCCUCAGUUUAGCCAACUGUUCCCUCAAUUUACUAAACUGUUCCCUCAAAUUAAUAAUCUCUUCCUUCAUAUUAGUAAUUUGUUCCUUUAGUUUAGGAUUAUAACCGCAUUUUAGUCUGUUGUAACGUCAAUCGACUAACCUGUUCGCUCAAUUCACAAAUCUGUUCCCUCAUUUAGCAAUCUGCUCCCACAGUUCAGUGAUUCGAACCUUCAAUUUUAUAACAUUUACCCACUUUUCUAAACUGUAACCUCAAUUUAAUCAUCUGUAACUUAAAUUCACUAAUCUGUUCCCUCAGUUUAGCCAUCCGUUCCCUCAAUUUAAUAAUCUCUUGAUUCAGAUUAGUAAUUUGUACCUUUAGUUUAGUAUUAUACUUUAGGUUAGUCAGUUGUAACCUCAAUCUUCUAACCUGUUUGCUCAAUUUACUAAUCUGUUCCCUCAAUUUACUAAUUUGUUGCCUUGAUUUAGUAAUUUGUUCCCUCAGUUUACUCAUUUGUUCACUCAAUUGCCUAAUUUUUUCCUCAAUUUACUCAUCUGUAACCUCAAUUUACUAUUCUGUUCCCUCAGGUUAGCAAUCUGUUCUGUCAGUCUACUAAACUGUUCCCUCAAUUUUUUAAUCACUUCCUUUAGAUUAGUAAUUUGCACCUUUGUUUUAGUAGUAUACCUCAGUUUAGUCAAUUGUAACCUCAAUCUACUAACCUGUUCGCUCAAUUUACAAAUCUGUUCCUUCAAUUUAGUAAUCUGUUCCUCAAUUUAGUCAUUUGAAACUUCACUCUAGUAAUAUGUACCCUCAAUUUAUUAUCAUUGGAUUGGAUUAUUAUUUUUCUCGUAUUUUAGCACAAGGGGGGAAUUAUGCAUGAUUAUAACUGGUUUUGGCUGGUGACCUACUAGUAGGAACCCUUGUCUCACAAAAACAAGCACUUAUAAAUCCAAAUAUUGGUAGUGAAAAAUAGUAUUUCUGAUUAAAGCCUGAUCUGUACAUUUUUUUUUCAAUGAUAAACAUUCUACAACCUGGAUUAUGCACUGUAAAACAAAAAACAAACAAAAAAAAAACAUCUCUUUUAGCCGUACGCAUUAUUUUAUUACCAGAAAUAAAUCUCACGUACUCUCUGUUGUAUUAACUUAAAUGAAAAGUUCAUUGUUAAAUAAAGUAGUUUUAGAUUGGUUGUAGGAUUUGGACAAAUUCUAGUAAUUCAACAGUAGAUUGAGAGCCAUCAAAAUGUAUUAUUAAUAAGACUAUGAUACUGUAUAUGACUCCUAUAUGCUUCACAGUAUAAAUGAACCUAGUUUGGCAAUGAAAGUAUAAAUAUUCCUACAAAUAUCAGCGGACCAAACCGAGCACAAGGAUAAGCUUACGACUAAUACACUAAUAUAGGAUAUAUAAUUAUAGCAAUGUAGCUAUAGUUUACUUAACCCUCCUGUUUAUGUUGUGGGUCAAAUUGAUCCAUUUUAAAAUAGUUUUUCUGUAUGAAACAUCCUCUUCUUGGCUUAAUGAUGUAAUAUUAACCAUAUUUAUUGGGACUUUUCCUCUUUUUUGGAAACUUCUGGAUUAUUAAAAUUCUGAUUUUUGCUGUUCUAGAAAAACAAGCAUAACAGGAGGGUUAUAUUUUAGCUCAACAAUUAAUAUUUACGUGUACAUUUUUAAUUUAUUGAGUGUUUUUACACUGACAGAGGAUGUCUUGUUGCCUUUCAAUUCCAAUUUUUGGCUGGAAUAUUUUUUUGUGUGUGCACAAAAUGCAUGUUUGUAUUUGUAAUUUAUUUAAAAUUGUCAUUUUUGUUUGUCACGAACUAGAAAGAGAGAAGGAAAAUGCGGAAUGUACGAUAUAUAUUGUAUAAUAUUAGGUUUAUUAUAUAAUAUAUACAAUAUACCGCGUCGACUACUGCAAAAACUAUGCAGGCCAAGAAUUGUGGCACUUUAUUUUCUUCUGUCUACGGGAGAUUUGUAGUGUACAGACAGACAAAUGACGUAUUUUUCCAAUGUUCUAUCUUUAAUAUGAGGCAAAAACAGUAUUACACCAACACCAAAAAGGAGAAUUUGCCAUCCAAAUACAGUGCCCUCCAUAAUUAUUGGCACCCCUGAAAAAGAUGUUUUUUAGCUUCUAAUAUUUUUUUUAAUUC